AUGGUUCGCAUGCCUCAGGAAUUGCUGGAAGACUUUGUGGAGUCACGGUUCCGACGAGGCCGCGACAAUGACGAUGAGAUUAUCUCGUCGAACAUCCAGGCGCUGCGGCUGGGUCGGCAGCACGCCGCCGAGAGUGGCUUUGUCCUGGGCGACCUGGCGCCACCGGUUCCCCCGGAUUACGCGCAGUUGAUGCUUAAAGGGAAUGAGGCGAUUGCGCUGGGGGCGACCCACGCCGGCGUCGGAUUUUACGCCGGAUAUCCGAUAUCGCCGGCGACGACCAUCUUGCUGUGGAUGGAACGCAACCUGAUCGGCGAGGACAAGUUCGCCUACCAGGUUUCGUCGGAGAUCGAGGCCAUCACCUCAAUCAUGGGUGCUUCCUUCGCGGGCAAGAAGUCGAUGACAGCCACCGCCGGCCCGGGCAUCUCGCUGAUGAGCGAAGGGCUCGGCUUGGCGUGGAUGGCGGAGAUUCCCCUGGUGGUGGUGGACGUGCAGCGAGGUGGCCCGGCAACUGGCCUUCCCACCAAGACCGAACAGUCUGACCUGAUGGUCUGCAUGUAUCCGGCCCACGGUGACGUGCGGAUGCCGAUCAUUGCUCCCGGGUCGGUGGAAGAGUGCUUCCUGGCUGGCGCCUACGCCCUGAACUGGGCGGAAAGGUACCAGGGCCCGGUGAUUCUGAUGAGUGAGAUGUCGAUGGCAGAACGGGUGCAAAACAUCCCGAGGCCAGACCUGUCGAAGAUCCCGGUGGAGAACCGGCUGACCUAUGACGGUAGCAACGGAUACCACCGGUAUUCGGGCCAUGAGCUGUCACCGAUGCCUUUGCCGGGUAACCCGGGCGCGUACGUUGCCAAUGGCAGCGAGCACGACGAAAUGGGCGAUACAACCCACCUGGCGAGUCGCCACAUCCAGAUGACGGAGCGCCGUUUCAGCAAGUUGAAGCUGCUGGAAGAGGACAAUUUCGAGGGUGACAACGAGUCUGCUAAGGUGGCGCUGAUGACCUGGGGUGGUUCCAAGGGACCGGCCCUGGAGGCCUACAACGAAUUGCGAGAGCAGGGCGUGGACGUCGGCUGGUAUUUCACGAUGUUCCUGAACCCUCUGCCGCCGCGAUUGUUGGAAGAACUGCGAAGCAAGGAUCUGGUGAUUGUUCCGGAGUUGAACUACCAGGGACAAUGGGCUGGCAUCCUGCGCUCGCACGGUGUAAAAGCCGAAGCAAUUACCCAGUACACCGGACUGCCUUUCAAGGUCAAGGAUCUGGUGUCUCGCAUCAAUGAAAUAAUCUCCCCUGUAAAGGAGGUAGCCCGGGUAUGA
Molecule: messenger RNA, 1305 nt
Organism: Geodia barretti
Lineage: Eukaryota; Metazoa; Porifera; Demospongiae; Tetractinellida; Geodiidae
Source: the annotation of a GenBank genome assembly